AUGGCUCAGGCGAGUCAUGAGAAGACUGAUCAAGGUCAGCAGAGCAACAAGGUCAGACUUGCUGCUUCCAGCGAGGACAUCACACGUCGGCAAGAGCCCGCAAAAGACCGGAUCCCUGGGUUCUUCGAGACUGCUCACUGGACAGCUGAUGGAACCACUAUACUCACAUCAGCUUCCUCCAACCAGAUAUCGGGCUAUGUCGUCCCUCAGGAUCUCCUGGAGCACCACGACGAGCCCCUGACCCUGUCUCCGCAAAGCACCAUCAAUCUUGGGGAGACUUCCAACGUGCUGGCGUCGGCACCUUACUUCAAUCUCGCGGACCCUUACACCAACCAGCUACUAGUAUCCAGUCGUGACCAUCCUAUCCAGCUGUAUUACUUAUUUCCGCCAUCCUCCGAUGGCACCGAUAUCCCAUCCCACACUCCGGCUUCCUCAUACCCCUUAAUCAAAGCCCGGUCUGAGACGUUCUUGUCUGCCACGUCGCUGCUAUGGCCCUCUCCUGGGUCGCACUUCAUCGCGGGAUGUAGGAAUUUCAUCGCCAAAUUCGACGCCAGUCGUACAGGGGAAGAGCCCAUCUUGCGUAUCAAGACCAUCCCAUCCGAGAGACACCUGUUGAAAGGGGGCGGAGUGGGGAUGCGUGGUACCGUGUCUACUCUCGCAGCCCAGCCACCCGACCAAAAUCAUACCAGCGUGGUAGCUGCUGGAACGUGGACUCGCUGGGUCGGUCUUUACGACUUUGCUCAAGCCGGUGAAUGCAUUUCCACCUGGAGCAUUGCGGAUGCUGUCAAGGAGACCGCGCGUGGGAGUAGAGAUGGUAUUGGCGGCGACGGGAUCACCGAAACCAAGUGGAGCCCCUGUGGAAGGUACCUCCUGCUUUCAGAGAGGAAAUCACGUGGCAUCCUUGUGUACGAUGUCAGGGUCAUGGGCCAGCUGCUUGGGUGGCUGGAGGACCGUGACGCGUUGAGCAACCAACGGGUGCACUGCGAUGUCUUCCCAUCUCAAGAUGAAUUCGGUGGUUUUGAGGUCUGGUCGGGAACCACUUCUGGUGCGGUCAAAGUCUGGGAAGGGGUCGGCCAUCAUGCGGGCGCUCAACCACCAGCCUGGGAUUGGCAAGCUCAUGACUCUACGGUGGGCAGCACAUGCCUGCAUCCCACGGGGACAGUCGUUGCUACCUGCUCUGGAGCCUGGGAAUUUCCAGCCGAUGAGAGUCAGCCUACAGACCAACAACAUGAAAACGAGAGAGACGGAGGAGAUCCCCAAGAUAAAGACAAAUCAGAGACAUGGAUGCACAGAAGAAGUAAGGAAAGUACCCUGAAGAUCUGGGAUUUGAAUGUCUCCAAUGGAAUGUCAUAA
Molecule: messenger RNA, 1353 nt
Organism: Neoarthrinium moseri
Lineage: Eukaryota; Fungi; Ascomycota; Sordariomycetes; Amphisphaeriales; Apiosporaceae
Exons: 2
Coding region: 1-1353 (450 amino acids)
Molecular function (GO): protein binding
Source: RefSeq, a predicted model, not a curated record